Molecule: messenger RNA, 3820 nt
Organism: Platichthys flesus (European flounder)
Lineage: Eukaryota; Metazoa; Chordata; Actinopteri; Pleuronectiformes; Pleuronectidae
Gene: fosl2
Product: FOS like 2, AP-1 transcription factor subunit
Exons: 4
Coding region: 593-1642 (349 amino acids)
Biological process (GO): regulation of transcription by RNA polymerase II
Cellular component (GO): nucleus
Molecular function (GO): DNA-binding transcription factor activity, RNA polymerase II-specific; RNA polymerase II cis-regulatory region sequence-specific DNA binding
Source: RefSeq, a predicted model, not a curated record
UUGCAGUUCUUCAUAGUGCCAUUGAAGUGAGUCAUCUCUGAGCAGUGUGGUGAAAAGGAAAAGAAGGAGAGAGAGAGAAAAAGAAAAAACUUCGAAGUGUUCAGUGAGCGGCAGAUAGCGCAGAGAUAGAGAAGUAGGUAAGAGGAGGGAGAAUCCUCAGAGGUCAGGCAGGCUAUAUGCUUUAAAGCGAAGGUCCAUGUGAGUCACUGCUGUAACUCCAGGUUCACUUGGAUCUGACUGCUGAGGCUGACUUCAGGCGGAAGUUUGCGCACCUGAGAGGAUCUUUAGUGUAGCUUUACCUGCGGCUCAGGCGCAAUAAGACGAGGAAGAAGCCAUUAAUAAAACAGACAAUAUUUAUUCUGCGAAGCACUCUCUAUAAGAUGUUCUAGGUUUUAGUUUAUAUGAGCAUUGUUUCACUCUGGCUUUGCCAUCUCUUCACUGGAUUUCCUCCAAAAACAACGUCUCCAGUCAGAGGAUUUUUUUUUAUUUUUACUGUUGGUGCCUUUUUUUUUUAAUCUGCGAGGAUUUGAAGAAAGACAAAAAAAGUUCCACAGCUCAGAUCGUCUACUGAAACCUUCCUAUUUCCUGGAUCAUGUACCAGGACUACUCCGGGAACUACGACACCUCGUCCCGCGGCAGCAGCAGCACCUCUCCGGCCCAGCCAGAGUCCUUCACGAGCGGCAGCAGCACGAUCGGAAGUCCGAUCUCUACCUCAAACUACCAGAAGUACAGGGUUGACAUGCCCGGCUCCAACAGUGCCUUCAUACCCACCAUCAAUGCAAUCACAACCAGCCAGGACCUUCAGUGGAUGGUGCAGCCCACUGUCAUCACCUCCAUGUCCAACCCUUACUCCCGCUCCCACCCGUACGGCCAUCACCUGAGCAACGGGCCGGGGAUGCUGGGGCACAACACGCUGGCUCGGCCCGGGGUCAUCCGCUCCAUUGGGGACGCCAGAGGCCGUCGUAGGCGGGACGAACAGCUCACCCCGGAGGAAGAGGAAAAGAGGAGGGUGAGGCGUGAGAGGAAUAAGUUGGCCGCCGCCAAGUGCCGCAACCGGAGACGAGAGCUCACCGAGAUGCUGCAAGGGGAGACCGAGAAGUUGGAGGAUGAGAAGUCCGACCUGCAGAAAGAGAUUGAGAGCCUACAGAAGGAGAAGGACAAGCUGGAGUUCAUGCUGGUCGCCCACAAUCCAGUGUGUAAGCUGCCCAUUGACGAUCGCCAACAGUCGGCAAUGCACCAUCAGCAGCACCAGCACCAGCAGCAGUGCGCCCCACUCCCCCUGACCAUGCGCCCCAGCAUGCCGCCCCGCUCUCAGAUGAACCCGGUGGUGGUGAAGCAGGAGCCCGAUGAUGAUGUGGGAGACUUGGGCAAGCUUCAGCGCUCCGUCAUCAAGCCUAUCUGCCUGGGUGGCGGGGGGAUGUACUGCACAGAUGGAGACAGCUUGAACACGCCGGUGGUGGCGGCGUCCACCCCGGCUGCCACGCCCAACGCCCCGAGCCUCAUAUUCACCUAUCCGAGCAUGCUGGAGCCCGAGAGCCCGUCGCCCUCCUCCGAGUCCUGCUCCAAGGCCCACCGGCGCAGCAGCAGCAGCGGCGACCAGUCCUCAGACUCCCUCAACUCGCCCACCCUGCUGGCGCUCUGAGCGUGGCCAUCAGCUCGGCGCAGCUGAGAAACAAACACUGUGGCUGAGGGCGAGCAUGAACACCGACUGCACGCCCCCUCCCCUCUCUCCAGUGUCUUUCAAUAAAGACCCAAGAGCACAUUGAAAAGUCCAGACCAAGCUGACCAUGUGAGCCGUUUCCCCUCCGCAGGGAGACCCACAAGGGCUACGCCACGUGUUUCCUCUUGUUCUGCUUCACUGUAAAAAAAAUAUUUCUAUUUGUAAAAGUGCGUGCACCAAACCUAAAGAGAGUCAUCCCUUUGCCAUUUCAACUCGAGUGUCAAUUUGUUUACUGGGCAGACAAUCCUGAAGAGAGACUCGCCUCCAUGUGGCAACUGUAAGUUGAUGUGACUUAAACUAGAGAUCGUGUUCUUAACUAAUAUAUAUUUUUUGAACCUGUUGAAAAAGCCAUGUGGACACUUGCACUCUGCCAAGACGAAUCAAUAAAUCACUUCUACGAGGUCAGCGUCUUACUGGCACUUGUUAGGAGUGAAAGAGACAAAGAGCAAAGACGUCUUUUAGUUUCUCUUCUCUGGACUUCGCUUCAGGAAUCGCUGCAGAGUGUUUGCAAAUUUCCGGCGUGAUCUCCGUCUCUUUAAUUGUAUUUAUGGACUGUGCCGAUUCCGUUUUGCAAAGUGUUUGUUGAGAUUCUGCCCCUCUCCUUAAUCUGCCUGUAGAAAAAGCAGAGUCGUCAUCCGCAGGGUGACUGGAGCGCUCCUCAGUGUUGCAAGCGUAUGAGCCAACUCUCAAUCAGUGACUAGAUCCUCAAUACUCUAUACCUUCUAUUUUUGCCAUAGUGGCUUGACUUUAUAGUAGUAUUGUUGUGCUUUUCCUCAGUGGUUCUGUACCUUAACUUUACAACCUGUUUAUGACAAAGUGUAUGUGAUUUACAUUAAUGUCAGGGAUCAUAUCUCUGGUGUAGUAGAACCCCGUCGCGAGCCGUUGGAGAGUUGGUACUUUAUGUGCAGGGGGCGACAAACUUCAUCGCUUCAUUGUGUCACAACAUAUCCAAACAGAACCCUCCUCCUCCUCCUCAAGAUUCUGUUGUAGGUCUCCUAUAGGCUCUAAAUAAAGGUCUUUCUUCUCUCAAUGCUGCCUCUCUGCAGCAGGUCAGGUUUCAAAAAGCCAAAAAAGGUUGGUGAUUCGUCCGUCUUUGACUAAAAGAAGGAGUUUUUGCUAAAAAUUUGAAAAAAUUGAAAAAGCCACUGUGGUCUCGACUGUCGCCAGCUGCCAAUGAUGUCAACCCUGUUUAUACUGUGUUUGUAAAUCUGUCACUUUUAGUAAAGAAAAGAUGUUUGAAUUCAACUCAGAUGUGCUAAUCUAUGGGUGUGUAUGAAUAUAGGCCAACACGGAUGUACUCGUGAGUUGGCGUCGAGCGAGGGCCGGACACGGUUCACUUUGUUGAGGAAUAAAUAAGAAGAAAUCUCUCCCCAGCUGGCCUGACAUGAAAGAGGAGACGCCUUGACAAGACGUAAUAUUUCUGAAGUUCUACGAAGCACUUCUUUUCUUUUUUUUUACAUGUGUGUAUCUUAAAGGGAUGAGGGAUUUAAAAUACCGUGCACUGAGAAGGACACAAGAGCGAUAUUUGGGAUUUUUUGUAUGUUUACUUCAAGCAUUCCUAACAAAUAUAACAUGUCAGGGGUGAAAGUGGGGGUGUCAUCUUUGUUCUAAACUUUUCUGUUAUCAAAGGAGGAGGAGUUUUGGUUUAUUGCGCUGGAUGCAGAAAAACAGACUUUGGAAAUUCGAUAUACGAGCUGCUGCUACUUGUUUGGAGAAAACCAUGUCGGCUAUUUAUAUUUCACUGAUGUUGGGUUUAACAUCACCGGCUGUGAUAUGGUGUGAUGCAGCAGGAAGCCUGGGAUCCUGUGGAGGUGAAACGAAAACCAAAAACACUUAACUGUGGGCGAGUCAGUUGCGUCUCUUUGUUGAAACCCUCUGAAGCCCCUCGACACACAUAGGAAAGCCAUUGACUGUAGAGCUUCUACUGUACAUGUCAUCUACUGUCUGUCGUCUGUUUUCUGCUACUAUUACUUCUUUUCCAAAUGCUUUAACUGUUGAAAAUGAUUCAAAAUUAAUAAAAAACCGCAAUAUGUAUAGCAGUGUUUGUUAAUUUAAAUGAACAAUAAUAAUAAUAAUAAUAAAAUGAUUUUCAACUUGGAA